UGGUAAACGAAAAUCAUCAUGACGUACAAAUCAUAAAAUUACAUCAUGAUUGACUUUACAGAAAAAAAAGUAUAUAUAAUAAGGUACGCAAGUACCUUCUUUUUUUCUUCAUUAUUAUUAUUCAAAUAUAAACAUGUCUUCUCCCUCAAGAACUGAUGCUAAAAAGGACCAAUUCGUUGGUGAUGUCAAGGAAAAUGUUGGUGGCGCCGUAGGUAACAAGUCCCUCGAAUCCAAGGGUCAAGCUCAAAAUGCUGCUGGUCAUGGUCAAGAAACUGCUGCUACUGUGAGCGACUAUGUCACUGGUGCUGUGAACCAAGUUACUGGUGCUGUUAAGGGCGCUGUUAAUUCUCUUACUGGUAACACUUCUGGUGAAGCCUCUGCUAAGGUCGAAGAAAAGAAGGGUGAAGCUCAAAAGAACCUUUCUUAAAUUGAUGUAAAUAUAAUAAAGUGAUUGAUUGUAUAUACACAAUUCAAGGAG
This is a messenger RNA of Gilbertella persicaria, 478 nucleotides long. RefSeq lists its product as uncharacterized. The transcript has a single exon. NCBI's taxonomy places the organism in Eukaryota, Fungi, Mucoromycota, Mucoromycetes, Mucorales, Choanephoraceae. Bases 134 to 427 code for a protein of 97 amino acids. The record is from RefSeq and is a predicted model, not a curated record.